Molecule: messenger RNA, 1349 nt
Organism: Asterias rubens (European starfish)
Lineage: Eukaryota; Metazoa; Echinodermata; Asteroidea; Forcipulatida; Asteriidae
Product: fucolectin-7-like
Exons: 5
Coding region: 145-999 (284 amino acids)
Source: RefSeq, a predicted model, not a curated record
CGUAUGAAACUAAGCAACCAUCUAGCCCGACUUUCUGGGAAUCAGAUUGCCGCCAUGCUUGCAUGCAACACGUAGCUGUCCCAAUUUGUUGGUAGGUAAAUAGGUUGUUCUGCUGCCAUUAAACGUGUGUGAUGACGUGCUAAGAUGGCUCACAGCGAGAGGCUUGAGAAAUCCCUGCCGAUGAUUCUCUUUGGAAUCCUCGUGUGGUUUUGCCUGCUGUCCUGCAUCUGGUGCCACGAGCUUACAGUUCUGAAUCUUCAUGGAAUGCAAGCCACUCAGGUCUCGACUUAUUCACACCGUGGAGUAAACCUUUCAGCAGAUCUAGCGAUAGAUAAUGAUCUAAGAACACAAGUGGAAGAGUUUAGUUGCGCCCACACCAUGUACGACCCACAUCUCUGGUGGAAGGUGGACCUUGUAGCGAGUCACUGCCUUGGUCAUAUCACCCUCGUCAAUAGAGGAGGUUGCUGCAAUGAGCGUUUGUCUGGUGCCAUCGUGCGAGCUGGCAUAGAGAGCGACAUUUUAAAUAAUGCCGCGUGUGGAUUACCAGUGACAACAGACCAAGCAUCGAUCCCUGGGGCACACUUACAGUUUGUAUGUGACCCUCCCGUGAUUGCCCGGUACGUCAGUGUGGACGACGCAGAUCACUCAAACCGCCCAUACGACGACAUCCUAACACUUUGCGAAGUGAUUGUUGAAGAGUACCCCAUGGAAGGCUGCGUUCAAAUGACAACCGCGACGACCAUGGACAAGGCUUUACCAGUUGCUGACAUACUUUCCUCAUUGCUAUUCGAAGGGAAAUAUAUUGUGGAACCACGCCCUCUAUCGGUCCUUUACAUGAAGUCACCAAUGCAAUGUUUCCUAAGUUGUAAAAUGAACGGGUAUUGGUCUUUCGACUACGUCAUGACUUCUGGUCAGUGCAGGCUCUACGAUGUAAAGGCUGGAGACUUGAAGGCAGAUGAUCAGCCAGGCUGCUUGGUGUAUGCAGUAGUCCGUGGCUAGACCACUGAUGACUAAUUACCAUAAAUGGAAAUUAUCUCAUAUAUGAAUAUUAUGAUUAUAGUGUCUGACAUUAAUGAUGGUAUUCAGUUGCUUUAAUGAGAGGUUUGAAUCAUUUUUGCAUUAUGCAGAGACUAACUAAAUUAACCGUUUUAAAUUAUGAAUUAGCAGGGCUUUAACGAAAAUUGCAACUUCUGCAUUAAUGCUUUAAAUCGAUAGUAGAAUAAUGUUAAUAAAAGUCCCACUUGUAUCUGGGUACCAAUUUACCAAAUUAAUAGGUUAUUUUAAAGGAACACGUUGCCUUGGAUCGGUCGAGUUGGUCUUUGAAAAGCGUUUGUAACCGUUUGUUAUGA